Molecule: messenger RNA, 588 nt
Organism: Aspergillus versicolor CBS 583.65
Lineage: Eukaryota; Fungi; Ascomycota; Eurotiomycetes; Eurotiales; Aspergillaceae
Exons: 2
Coding region: 1-588 (195 amino acids)
Source: RefSeq, a predicted model, not a curated record
AUGGCGGCGCAUCAGUUUGAUGUUACAGCUCACGGAAGAAAACGCCCCGCCGAGGGGGAACUUGAUGAUCAACCUCUAGCGAAAAAGUUCGGCCGCUUAAAGAUAGAGUCUCUGAAUGUAUCUCGCUUGCCCGGAGGCCUGGGAGCCAAGGAUGUACCACAGCUACAUCACCCGGGUGACGCCAUGAUGCUGGAUGACACAGAUACAACUGUUUACAUUCAUGACCUGGACCAAGAAUUGACAGAAAGCGACACCCUUGAUCGGGUGAUCACGAUAUUACCUGGCCUAGAGGACAAGUUACCAAUCCCAAAACUGCUGGUUGGGAAUAAUAAACAUCAAUGCAGGGAGCUAGUUGUCUACAAGGAACCUGAGUCGCUUACAGUCCCGAAGGACAAGGACCAAGUACGACGAGCAUUGAUAGAAACUCGAGAAAGGGCCAGGUUGGGUCUGCAACCGCGUCUAUCUGAUAUGGUACGGAUAAACGGUCCUCAUGCGCGACAUGGUACGGACCAAAACUCGGGGCACGCCAAGAACCUUCAAAAAAAUGGCAGCCCAGAAGAUGAAAUGGAUAUUGAUACAGAGGGUUAA